AUGGCCGUUGACGAGGCUCCCUUACUCCUUACCCACGUGUGUAGAAGGUGGAGGGACGCUGCUCUGUCGAUGCCAGUGCUAUGGCAGAACCUCCAUAUUCCUCUUCCCGCCUGCCCAGUCAGACCCCAUCGAAUUCCUUCCGCCCAAUCAACGUCCGGUUCGCAAUCUGCGGCCCCUUCCCUACCACCUGUUCAAACUUUGGUCAACAUUUGGGGGGCACCGCCGAUUCUAAUGGGCCAACCAGUGACAGUUGCACCACCUGCACUCAGGCCCGAGGAGAUACACGUCAUUCACCAUUUGCAACAACUCUACGAAACGGCAAUCUCCACAUGGAAGCGCAAAAUGAUCCUGAGAAUAGAGGCGGUCGAUGCAUGGCUUUCCCGCUCAGGAAACCUCAAGCUCGGACUCAACAUUGUCGAGUGGUCACCACCUCCUGACCGGCGCACUAUCACCAAUGGUUGGAAGAUCAAACUUGCCCCUUUGAAGAUCCAGUUGAUCGAGGUCCUUAGGAAACACAAGCACAAGUGGCAAAGGUUGGAGUUGAGUGUCACUUGGAGGUUCUUAUCCGAGAUAUUGGCGACGGAAGCGGAGAAUCUCGCGUAUCUCAAGAUCAACCACGCUCCUAUGUCCCCUCCUAACAUUGCCGAAUCCAACCAACGCUUUAUCAUCCAACGACCUGGUGCUAUAGAGGACUCGUCGGACGAUGAUGAACUGGACGAUCUGGAUGCGGAGAACCCAGAAGAACAUGUCACGGCAGCUCAAAGCGCUGCUCAACAAAUGUUUAUGAAGAGCGCGUUGUUGAAGUCGUCGCGGGAGAGUUUGAGGACGCUCUACCUCAAAGCACUCACCACCGACCUGUUCCUUCUCCCUGUUAAAUGGGAGAAUAUCACGGAGCUGUUUUUCGAAGGCUACUCCAGUCGGUUCUCCUCCUGGACUCCUCUCCCACUCAUCGGUGUCCAUUCUAGGUUCACGAAGCAGGAAGCUGCUCUGCUUCUGGCUAAACUCACGAACCUGAGGAAGUGCCAUAUGUUGGUCGGUAGAGCGGAUAGGAGGAGACCGAGCGUCGCCAACUUGCUACCAGAGACCAAGGAGCCUAUCGUUCUUCAAUAUCUCGAGCAUCUCUCCAUCCACGAAACCAACGCACGUCAGGAAGAAUCUCUCGCUUCCUUCUUUUCGGCUUUCGAAUUCCCCGCCUUGCAAUCUAUCGUAUUCACGACCACGGUAUUUCCCAGACUUUCGCGUCCAUCGUCCCUCCUUGCCAUCCUCGCCUCGUGCGGUCCCAACAUCCGACGGCUAGCCAUCGAUUACAGGAGCUUCACCGAACGAGAUCUGAUGCAGGUUUUGAGCAUUGUCAGCGGGACAGUGGAGGAGGUAUUCUUGACGGUGGAUUAUUGGGAGACGAGAGAAGGACAUUGGGAUUACGACGAAGACCAUGGGCCGCACUGGCAUGGCGGAAAUGAUUCGAAUUCGCGAUUCUUCCCUGUAUUCUUGACGAACGGCUUCUUGAAGAAGCUGACACCUAGGAUACCCAGGGAUGACGACGAGAGCGGGUCGGACUCGGGUGCGGAUGCGGAUGCGCAGGGAGAAGAAGUCGAGGUACUUUGUCCCAACCUCACAUCUUUCACCUGCAGAUUGAGGACCGCAGAAUUUGAUGAAGCCGCGUUGCUGCGGUUUGUGCAUGCGAGGAGACACUGGAAAGUGUUGCAGGCGGGGAAGAUUAAGAAGAUGAUUGAGAAGGUCAAAAUCCAGUUUGCGAUGCCCAAGUCACAGCGUGCUGCUGAAUUCCGGGAGGAGGGAGGGCGCAGUGAUCACAGUGUCUUUUUCAACCAGCUCGCGACGGUGUCUUCGAGCAGCAAGAAGUAUGUCCACCCAUUCGUAUAUCAAAGCCUCAAGCACGAUCCCAUGGUCUCGCUGGUCGAGGCUUCCGCACCUCCGUUCGCCUAUCCGUUCUCUUCAUCGAGAAACCCUCGGUUCAGCGCGCCACCAUUAGAAGUCGAGCUCUUCUGGCCACCGGAAACCAGGAUAUCGUUCUUCCCUCGCGGAUUCCCCGACAUUCCAGGCUAUGCAGCAGGCGCAGUACAUUCAACAGUCUGGUCCCCUGCUUGUGGCGCACUUGGAACGUGUACUCUUCCUGGAAAUGGGGUCAGCGAGAAUGGAGGUCUGACGGAGAGUGGUGUCAGAAUAUUUUGAACCGCGCGAGUGGAAUUUUGACUAUUGGGCCCCGCAGUUGUAUUGUUGUUGUAUUGGUACUUUUUUUGGCUUUGAAUCUUUGAUGUAUUUUUAGUGACAGAUUGUGUGUACUUUACCAAUGCGAUGUGCUGUACCUUCCGACUUUC
Molecule: messenger RNA, 2336 nt
Organism: Coprinopsis cinerea okayama7#130
Lineage: Eukaryota; Fungi; Basidiomycota; Agaricomycetes; Agaricales; Psathyrellaceae
Exons: 1
Coding region: 1-2190 (729 amino acids)
Source: RefSeq, a predicted model, not a curated record